AUGGCGAAGUAUGCAUACUUCAAUACCACAGACUUCGCCGCUUGUACGCGGAUACUGCAGAUACUGCAGAUACUGCAGAUACUGCAGAUACUGCAGAUACUGCAGAUACUGCAGAUACUGCAGAUACUGCAGAUACUGCAGAUACUGCAGAUACUGCAGAUACUGCAGAUACUGCAGAUACUGCAGAUACUGCAGAUACUGCAGAUACUGCAGAUACUGCAGAUACUGCAGAUACUGCAGAUACUGCAGAUACUGCAGAUACUGCAGAUACUGCAGAUACUGCAGAUACUGCAGAUACGGGUGGGUGCCGACUGCGCUAUACAACAGCGGCUGCGGCACCCCACAGCCUCGGGCGAGGAAGAAGCGCGCAGCGCACGUCGCGUGACACGGUGGGCACGCCGGCUGCUCUAUGCGCUGAGCGUUGUCAACCCCUUCUUUAGCGUUCUCGCCGACGACUUCACGUUUGUCCGCGAUGCAGCUUCGUCCUACGUGGUCAAGAGCCGGAGCUGGAAGCAGAGGAGGAAGGGAGGUGUGCUUCCCGAGCAGCAGGAAGAGGCGCUUCGGCAGCUCGCCUUUGGGAUCGGCAAGAUCCGCCCGCGCCGCCUCUUCGCCGUUGGCAGCAUGCUGAGAGGCCUCCAGCUCUACUCGCCGCUCGAGCAGCUCUUCGACCCGCCGAGCCAUUUUGGUUCGGUCGUCAACGCGCUCGCUCUCGUGGACGGUGUCGCGUGGCCUGCCCCCGUGACGCUCGGCUGGGCCGUCUCCAAGCCGCUGUGGGUCCUGGGCGGCAGCGGCGGCAGCGGCGGCGGCGGCGGCGGCGCGAAGCAGACGUCGUCGCCCUCGACCGUACAUGCGGAUGACGCGCGGCUAGCAGCUCCUCGUCCGGCGAGCCCUGGCCUCCGUCUGCAUCUCUAUCUGCCGGCGGUUCACUUGAGCGUAGUCGUCACCACCGUCCUGGUGGCGACGCACCGAUGGCGUGCGGCUCUCCUCGUUCUGUGUGGCUCGUUGCGGUGGGUUCCACUUCGUGACGCGUAA
Molecule: messenger RNA, 1032 nt
Organism: Emiliania huxleyi CCMP1516
Lineage: Eukaryota; Haptophyta; Isochrysidales; Noelaerhabdaceae
Exons: 2
Coding region: 1-1032 (343 amino acids)
Source: RefSeq, a predicted model, not a curated record